Carlito syrichta (Philippine tarsier) is the source of this 756-nucleotide messenger RNA. RefSeq names its product plasminogen receptor with a C-terminal lysine (gene PLGRKT). The transcript has 5 exons. Bases 35 to 478 code for a protein of 147 amino acids. Gene Ontology annotation, cellular component: plasma membrane. The record is from RefSeq and is a predicted model, not a curated record. NCBI's taxonomy places the organism in Eukaryota, Metazoa, Chordata, Mammalia, Primates, Tarsiidae. Gene Ontology annotation, biological process: positive regulation of plasminogen activation.
GGAUGAAACCAAGGGGAUCUCUUGCAAGGUCAAGAUGGGGUUUAUAUUUUCAAAAUCUAUGAAUGAAAACAUGAAACAUCAACAAGAGUUUAUGCUUAUGAAUGCUCAACUUCAGCUGGAAAGGCAGCUCACAAUGCAGAAUGAGAUGAGGGAGAGGCAAAUGGCCAUGCAGAUUGCUUGGUCUCGAGAAUUCCUCAAAUAUUUUGGAACUUUUUUUGGUAUCACAGCCAUCUCUUUAACAGCUGGGGCUAUAAAAAGAAAGAAGCCAGCCCUUCUGCUCCCUAUUGUUCCAUUAAGUUUUAUCUUCACCUACCAGUAUGACUUGGGCUAUGGAACCCUUCUAGAAAGAAUGAAAGGUGAAGCUGAGGAGAUCCUGGAAGCAGAAAAGAAUAUGCUGCAGCUGCCAAAAGGAAUGAUCACCUUUGAAAGCCUUGAAAAAACCAGAAGGGAACAGAGCAAAUUCUUCACAGACAAAUGAAAUCACGUUUACCUACUGGAUCUCAAAGCCCAGAAUUAUUUGCUUGAAUCAUGGUUUUUACAAUUUUUUAAAUGCUUGAAAUUUUGAUAUAAUGAAUUUUAUUUUAAAUUAUUAAGAUGCAAGAUGCAUUUUGUUAAACUAUUUUAAAAUAAAAUUUGUAACAUUCAACACAAAAUCAUGGAGGCAAUCUAGAUAACUUUCAUGUUUCUUCUAUGUAUGUGUGCAUUACACGUAUCUACGUGUAAAAUUAAUAAAUUAUAUUGUUUUGAAUUCCAGGA